This is a messenger RNA of Candoia aspera, 1355 nucleotides long. It is a transcript of the gene PPP1R7, whose product is annotated as protein phosphatase 1 regulatory subunit 7. The record is from RefSeq and is a predicted model, not a curated record. Gene Ontology annotation, molecular function: protein binding. NCBI's taxonomy places the organism in Eukaryota, Metazoa, Chordata, Lepidosauria, Squamata, Candoiidae. The transcript has 10 exons. Bases 42 to 1142 code for a protein of 366 amino acids.
GCCAUGUCCGAUGCCGGAAGGAGGAGGGAGCGCGAAGCGUUAUGGCGACGGCGACGGCGACGGCGACGACAGAGACAGAGACAGAGAGUGGGGAGGGCGCUCAAGAGAUGAUGGAGGUUGACAAAAGGAUUGAAUCAGAAGAAUCUGGAGAUGAUGAAGGCAAGAAGCAAGCAGUUUGCAUAGUAACAGACCUCAGUCAACAAAGUCUAAGAGAAGAGCAGAAUGGAGAGAAUUUAACAGGUGAAGCAGAGACCCCAGUGGAUAUGGAAACUAUUAGCCUGGAUCCAGAGGCUGAGGAUGUCGAUCUGAAUCAUUUCCGAAUUGGCAAGAUAGAAGGGUUUGAGGUGCUCAAGAAAGCGAAGACUCUUUGUCUUCGACAGAACUUGAUUAAGUGCAUUGAGAACCUGGAACAGCUUCAGACUCUCAAAGAGUUGGAUCUUUAUGACAAUCAGAUUCGAAAGAUUGAGAACUUGGAGGCCUUGACAGGUCUUGAGAUCCUAGAUAUUUCAUUUAAUGUUCUACGACACAUUGAAGGUUUGGAUCAGCUUAGCCAGUUAAAGAAACUCUUCCUGGUCAACAACAAAAUCAGCAAAAUUGAGAACCUAAGCAACUUACAGCAAUUGCAGAUGUUAGAGCUAGGAUCUAAUCGAAUCAGGGCAAUUCAGAAUAUUGAUACCUUGACUAAUCUGGAUAGCCUAUUUCUGGGAAAAAACAAAAUCACCAAGUUGCAGAACCUGGAUGCACUGACAAACUUGACAGUGCUUAGCAUACAGAGCAAUCGGCUGACAAAGAUUGAAGGACUACAGAAUCUGGUAAACCUGCGAGAGCUGUACCUUAGCCAUAAUGGCAUAGAAGUUAUUGAGGGACUGGAGAAUAAUAAUAAACUUACAAUGCUGGACAUUGCAGCCAACAGAAUCAAAAAGAUUGAAAAUAUCACCCACUUAACAGAACUCCAGGAAUUUUGGAUGAAUGAUAAUCUCAUUGAAUGCUGGAGUGACUUAGAUGAGCUGAAAGGAGCCAAGAAGUUGGAAACAGUCUAUCUAGAGCGAAACCCUCUCCAGAAAGAUCCCCAGUACCGUCGUAAAAUCAUGCUGGCUCUUCCAUCUGUCCGGCAAAUAGAUGCUACCUUUGUCCGGUUCUGAACCUUCUCUGGCCCUUUUCCUUUGCCUUUCUUCCUUUCAGAGUGUCACAACUGGGAUUUUUAUCCACACACUGUACCCUCUGUCUUCAGCCUGCUGACACUUACAGAGCAAAUGGCCAACCAGAAGCACUGAUAUCAAACCUUGCAUAUGAUGCACACACUCUUGUUGUUUUUGAUUAUUAUUAUUAUUAUUAUUAAAUCCUAACGUGUGAAA